Molecule: messenger RNA, 1497 nt
Organism: Rhododendron vialii
Lineage: Eukaryota; Viridiplantae; Streptophyta; Magnoliopsida; Ericales; Ericaceae
Product: chloroplast protein FOR GROWTH AND FERTILITY 2-like
Exons: 2
Coding region: 78-1250 (390 amino acids)
Source: RefSeq, a predicted model, not a curated record
UCUCUUUCUCUCCUGCGCGAGAUAUAUUUUACUAUUGGAGUCCGGAAAAUCACGCACAGAGGGGGAAGAAAGGGACGAUGGAUAGGCUUAUCCACUAUUCCGGCACCAUCUUCCCCUCCAAAAUCCAUUCAAACUCCUCUCCUCCUCUCCCUCUACUCGCCAGAAUCGACGCCGCAGUUUUCAAGCCACACUCGCCCGUUACCAACUCCCGGCGAGUGGUCAGCUCACUCUUCCGCAAUUAUGAAGUUUCAUUUUCUUCUCCUUUCGCCAAAUUCCCCACUAUGUAUUCGAUCAAACCGUCGUCAGUCUCAUACUCCACGCCCGAGGAUUCACCAGAUGGAUCGAAACCCACAACCCAUUUUGUCAAGAAAGGCGUGGAAAGAUAUUCCGAGUGGAGAAAGGCAGCCACUGCUGGAACAGUUGUUCUACUGUCAGCUCUUAUCGUGAUAUCAAUCAGUCCGGUCAUUGUGUCACCAGCUUUUGCAUUGUUUCCAAAUGCAGCCAACACCGGGGCUCCUAUUGCAGCUGCAGCAGGGGGAAAACUCCUCCGCGCAGAAUUACUAACUAGUGCUUGGACUGGUUUCUUUGCCGGUUGCUUACACACACUAUCAGGGCCUGACCACCUAGCUGCUUUGGCCCCACUCUCAAUUGGGCGCACUCGAAUGGAGAGCGCUGCAGUUGGAGCAUUGUGGGGAUGUGGUCACGACGCUGGACAAUUGCUAUUUGGGUUACUUUUCUUAUUACUGAAAGAUCGGCUCCAUAUCGAAAUCAUCCGAACUUGGGGAACAAGAGUGGUGGGCUUUACUCUGCUUGUUAUUGGUGCUAUGGGAAUAAGAGAAGCUUCAGAGGUCCAUGUCCCAUGUGUUGUUUUGGAAAACGGCGAGUGUGAUGUUAGUAACUAUGAAACUUUCGAAAACCGAACUAUUGGGAAGAAGAAGAAGAAGAGGAUUGGGUUUGCAACUUUUGCCACGGGGAUUGUACAUGGGCUUCAACCCGAUGCGCUGAUGAUGGUCUUGCCUGCACUUGCUUUGCCUUCUCGCUUGGCGGGGGCCGCAUUUCUAGGAAUGUUCUUGGUGGGGACGGUAAUAGCGAUGGGAAGUUAUACUGUGUUUAUCGGCUCGUGUAGUGAGGCUUUGAAAGAGAGGGUGCCAAGGAUAACUGAGAAGCUCACAUGGGCUUCCUCUCUUGUAGCAAUUGCUCUUGGACUAGCAAUCAUCAUUACCCAGUUUUUUGGGUUUAGCCUGUAUUGAGUCAUAAUUUGGCACUUCACACGCCUCCGUCCGUAGCAUUAGGAAAGAUUUUGAGAGAGAGAUUAGCAGUUUAGCGGCGGGAUUGGAUCGUUCUUACAGGAGUACGAGAGUUAUGGUUCUUGUUAUUAGUUAUUUACCUUCUGACGGUUGUAAGUUAACACCAUGCAGCUUUUUGACUUUGAGGAACUCUUCGCUGUUGUCCUGAAAACCUGGAUUUGUUUUGACAGUUGCUUUUAUUUUCUCUGAA